This is a messenger RNA of Oncorhynchus mykiss (rainbow trout), 2897 nucleotides long. Its product is annotated as sphingosine 1-phosphate receptor 1. NCBI's taxonomy places the organism in Eukaryota, Metazoa, Chordata, Actinopteri, Salmoniformes, Salmonidae. The record is from RefSeq and is a predicted model, not a curated record. Gene Ontology annotation, biological process: G protein-coupled receptor signaling pathway. Gene Ontology annotation, cellular component: membrane. Gene Ontology annotation, molecular function: sphingosine-1-phosphate receptor activity.
CUUUUACUCAGCCUCUCUUGCGCACGGUGCUCAUUCCAUGAAAUCACGCAGCAAACACACAGAACUCAGCCGCUGGAAAAUAUAAAAAAGUUUCUGAUUCGAGGAUUUGUGCGAAUAUAGGUUGAUACUUGGAAUAUUCUCAUUGAUGACCACUAUUAGGGGAGUUUCAUGAUGGAGUCCAAGAUCAUACUCAGAACAUCCUGUGGCAAUAAGGAUUGUUUGAUUGCAUGUCUGCAAUGACAACCUAUCAAGUGCUAAGGAAUACCAUUGCCAGCUGUGCCUUGGCCUGCCAUCGCCCCUCAGUGGACUAAGUGGUGGACUACAGAAUUUAUAGGAUUUAAAUUCAAAUCAGAGCCAUGGGUGACUCAAUGUAUUCCGACUUAAUAGCCAGACACUACAACUUCACAGGGAAGCUCCGGAAAGUGGAGCAGGAUUCCAGACUCAAAGCGGACUCUGUGGUUUUCAUCAUUGUAUGUUGCUUCAUUAUCCUUGAGAAUGUCUUGGUCCUGCUUACCAUUUGGAGGACCAAGAAGUUCCACAAGCCCAUGUACUACUUUAUUGGGAACUUAGCCCUAUCAGACUUGCUGGCGGGUGUGGUGUACACUGCCAACAUCCUGCUGUCAGGUGCCAACACAUACAAACUGACCCCCACACAGUGGUUCUUCCGGGAGGGGAGUAUGUUUGUGGCCCUGGCAGCCUCAGUCUUCAGCCUGCUGGCCAUCGCCAUUGAGCGCCACCUCACCAUGCUGAAGAUGAAGUUGCACAACAAUGGCAACACGUGCCGUGUCUUCAUGCUCAUCAGCACCGUGUGGCUGAUUGCAGCCAUCUUGGGCGGCCUGCCCAUCAUGGGCUGGAACUGCAUCCAGAGCAUGCCCAGCUGCUCCACCGUACUGCCGCUCUACCACAAGACCUACAUCCUGUUCUGCACCACCGUCUUCAGUGUCAUCCUCAUGGCCAUCGUGGUCCUGUACGCGCGCAUCUACGCCCUGGUGCGCACCCGCAGCCGCAAGCUGGUGUUCCGCAAGGUCUCCAACGGCCGCGGCGGGGGUAGCGCUAGCAGUAAGAGCUCGGAGAAGUCCAUGGCCCUGCUGAAGACCGUGAUCAUCGUGCUGAGCUGUUUCAUUGCCUGCUGGGCUCCACUCUUCAUCCUCCUGUUGCUGGACGUGGCCUGCGACAUCCGCAUGUGUGCCAUCCUGUACAAAGCCGAGUGGUUCCUGGCCCUGGCCGUGCUCAACUCGGCAAUGAACCCCCUCAUCUACACGCUCACCAGCAACGAGAUGCGCCGCGCCUUCCUAAAAACGCUCAUGUGCUGCAGUGUCUGCACCCGGCCCUCUGGCAAGUUCUCUCGGCCCAUCAUGGGUGCAGAGUUCAGCCGAAGCAAGUCGGACAACUCGUCCCACCCCAAUAAGGACGAGCCAGAGUACUCGCCAAGGGAGACCGUCGUGUCCUCUGGGAAUAUCACCUCCUCUUCUUAAAGGGCCUUGUGGACUGUUGUGAGAGAAUUAGCUCCACUGCUUAGGGAACGUGGAUGUGUGUAUAUAUGUUUUUGCGCAGUGUGCAAGUGUGUGUGUGUACAUUAUGUAUAUAUGUGUAUAAGUAGAGUGUGAGUGUUUGUAUGUGGUUUUGUUGCACCGUGGUUGUGUCUAUGUACAGUGUGUAAGUAGCCUCUUUAGUUUCCAUUUGUUUGAUCAUUUCUCGAAGGGUCUGUCUUUGAUGCAUGAGAAGAAACUCAUCAGAAUAAAAGGCUAAACUGGAAGAAAGUGAAUAUCUCUGGCCAUCCAGUAGCCCAUGCUAGAGAGUAGAACUGAAAGAGUGUUACAGUUUGUGUCCCCCCCCCCACACACACACACACGUUGAGGACGGCCAGCACUGAACUUAAUUUUUUCAUAUUCAAAAGACAAUGUCAUGGGGAAGCACUUACAGUACAGCACCCAACGUGCAAACCUGACUUCUCAGUAUUGAGUUCAACCAUGUUCUUUUUACAGAUUGAGAAGAAGCCCUUUUAGUCAAAGGUAUUUUUUAUGUAUUGAGUACAGCACUUGUUGUAAAAAGGCUCAUUAAAAACCAUCAACCAAUUAUAGGUGUUUACUGAUUCUCUAAGGUGUUGAUGGAAGUGUGACAAUAGUUAGCAGUGUUAAUUGUUCUCAUUGAAACGUUUAAGAAAUACAAUUAAUGAAGCGCUCGUGUUUCUUCGACUUAACUCUGAAGGCUAGUACAAUGUAAAUUCUACCCCUUGAUUAAGAAUGUGUUUUGUACUUGUAAUUUGUUUUAUUUCACUCUUAUUCGAUACAAGUUAUCUUUGUAGCGAUGCAAUGUAGUUGCAAUAAUAAUUUAUAUUCUGGUUGAUGUGUGACAAAGGUCGUCUUUCUUUUCCCAGUUGUGAUUUCUUUUUACCUGCCUUAAUAAAGGAGGAUUCCUUUUAGAUUUUGUAGAUGCUGUGGCUCCAGCCAUUCAACAUUUUGCAUAUUUGCCUGUUCCUCGGUUUCCACUCUCUUGUGAAAACCAGCAUGCCCCAAUAUUAGGGAAGGACACGAGGUCGGAAAAAAAAACACAAGAGAUUGACAUAAACUCAAUAGCUGUCGUCCAUUGUUGAAAGCACCGACCCCAAUAAUGACUUAGAUUUUUCAUAAAGGAAGAAGUGAACAUAGACCUUACUGUGGGCGCACACAUCAUCAAUAGCUCACUGGAAUGGUUCGGUGAAACCGCCUAUGGUUUGUUCAGUUAGUAAAUAUGUGUUAUUUAGAACCGUUAAACACCCACGGACAAGUACAAUAGCACUUGUCAGUUGUCAAUUAAUCCGUUUGCCAAACUUCCAUGUGACCCCAAGUCAUAUUUUGCACGUGUUUUUGUUGCAAUGUUUUGGUUAGCUCUUAAUAAAUAUUGGAAAUAAAAAAGGU